Astrephomene gubernaculifera is the source of this 4542-nucleotide messenger RNA. Lineage: Eukaryota; Viridiplantae; Chlorophyta; Chlorophyceae; Chlamydomonadales; Astrephomenaceae. The record is from the annotation of a GenBank genome assembly.
GGCUAGCCGGUUUGCACGCAUACCAACUCUAGACACAAUACCAACAUACUGCUUCUAAUUCAGCCACUUGUUAUUAGGAAAGCAAACUGGCCAGGGCUGUGCUUGCACUUUUUGUACCUUAUCUGCUAGAGCACCUGUACAGUCGAUUAAGCAAGAAAGAUGCAAGAUAUCCAGAGCUAACAACAUUAUAGUGAACACGCUUGGCCUGCCGGGGUGUGGCGUGAAGCUGUAAUCUUGAGGCGUGGUCUGAGGAGGCAGGGCAUUUCCAUUACCCAAGAUGGCGGGUGACUUACAACCUUUGUUCAGCGCCUUGUCGCCGGCGCGCAAGCGGCUCAUCGCGGUGGCCAUCGUUGCCGGUGGAGUCACGAUUGGCAGCCAGGUCCGCAACCUAGUACGGCAAGCCCAGAGCGAGCAGCGGGCCCUAUGUGCCGAGGUGGAGGCCAGCCGUGGCUACGGGAGCUCCCGCCGCACUGUGCGCAUCGCGGUGGAUAAGCGCUUCCUGCGCCGCCUCACCAGGAUCCUUUCCAUCUGCGUUCCCUCCCCCUGGAGCAAGGAGGCGCUGCUGAUCCUGGCCCAGGGCUGCCUGCUGGUCAGCCGCACGCUGCUCACCGACUACAUCAGCCGCGUGGAGGGUUACUGCGGCAGCACGCUGGUCAGUCAGCAGUUCUCCAAGUUCUGGCGCGCGCUGAUGGCCUUCGCCGCCAUCGGGGUGCCCGCGGCCGUGGUGAACAGCUCGCUCAAGUACAUGCAGAAGCAGAUCGAGCUGUCAUUCCAGCAGCGGCUGACAACCUUCCUGCACGCGCAGUACUGCAGCAACCGCGCCUACUACGCGGCUAGCACGCUGGGCGGCCUCACGCACGCCGACCAGCGCAUUACGGAGGACGUGGAGAAGUUCGCAGCCUCCAUCAGCGACCUGUACGCGCACACAUUCAAGCCCCUGCUUGACGUGGUGCUGUUCACCCGCUCGCUGUCCCGCACCAUGGGCUACCGCGGGCAGUUUGCGCUGUACGCCUACUACGUGGCGGUGGCCUACCUGCUGAGGGCCAUCUCGCCGCCGCUGGCUGCCAUGACGGCGCAGGAGGCUGCGCUCAGCGGGGCGUUCAGGGCCGCCCACCAGCGGUUGGUGACGUGUUCCGAGGAGGUCGCCUUCAACGACCCGCCCGCCGGCGCCGCGGAGCAGCUCAUCCUGAACCAGCACCUGCGCCGCCUCACGCGCUACACGGGGCUGUCGGCGCUGCAGCGGGGCAUCCAGCAGGUGGCGGACGGGUACUUUGUAAAGUACUUUGCCAGCGUGACUGCGCUGCUGGUGUACGCGGCGCCCAUCUACCUGAAGGACCCGGCGGCGCGCGGCUCGCAGGGGGAGCUCACGCGCGACUACAUCCGCUCCAUGCGCCUGCUGCAGAACACCAGCAGGGGUGUCGGCGACCUGAUCCUCAUCUACAAGCGCGUCACCGCACUCGCCUCCCACACCUCCCGCGUGUCGGAGCUGCUGGAGCAGGUGGCGCGGCUGGUGGGCGAGGACGCGGAGCACCGGGAGCUGUUCCGGAAGAACGUGUCGGUCAACCACUUCCUGGGGCUGUCGGAGCCCUACCAUGCGCCGGGAGAGCCGGUGGGCGCCUACGAGCCGCCCCCGCCCCCCAAGCGCUCCCUGGGCCCCACCCUGCGCUUCCACCGCGUGGCGCUGGACUCGCCGGACGGCACCCCGCUCAUCCGGGAGCUCACCUUCGAGGUGGAGCAGGGCAAGAGCGUGUUGCUGAUGGGCCCCAACGGGUGCGGCAAGAGCUCGCUGUUCCGGGUGCUGGCGGGGCUGUGGCCGCUGCAGGCUGGCGAGAUCACCACCCCCGAGAAGGGCAAGGUGUUUUACCUGUCGCAGCGCCCCUACCUGGUCACCGGCACGCUGCGGGACCAGAUCCUCUACCCCAACCCGCCCAGGUCCGUCUGGCGCGGCGCCACCUCCUCCGAGCACACCCACUUUGCCGACGUGUCGGGCGGCAGCGUGCCCCCCUCCCCCUCCUCCGAGCUGGACUCGGCGCUGGAGGGCUGCCUGCGCGCCGUGGAGCUGGAGUACCUGCUGGUGCGGCACGGCUGGGAGGCGGUGCAGAACUGGAACGAGAUCCUGUCAGGCGGCGAGAAGCAGCGCCUGGCCAUGGCCCGGCUGCUCUACCACCGCCCGCAGUACGCCGUGCUGGACGAGUGCACCUCCGCCGUCAGCGCGGACGGCGAGCUGCGGCUGUACGGCGAGUGCAUCCGAGCGGGCGUUACCUUCCUCUCCAUCGCACACCGCCCCGCGCUCAAGCGCUUCCAUUCCACCGUCAUCCACUUCGAUGCCAACGUGUCCAAGACGGGACGGGGGUGGUGGAGUGAGACGUUGGAGGAGUCCGCCACGCCGGCAACAGCCUCCAGCGCGCCGCCCGGCCUGCUGUCUGGGGGAGGCAGCGGAGGUGCGGCGACGGGCGGCGGCAGCAGCCAGGCGGGCAGUGUGGUUGGGUCGCGGCGUGGCAGCCAGGCGACUGGCAACUGAGGAACCAACUGAGGUGGCGGGGCUGGGGAAGCGUUUGUGUGACUGGGGGGUGGGAGUGAGGAGCUUUAUAAUACUGCUGCAGGGUCCGCCGUUAUGUGGCGGAAAUGGGAAGGGAAGCGCAGGAGGGCAGCGGUUGUGAUGGGGGAGGAAAGAAGGAGACUUUGGAACGUGGGUCAGGUCGAUUGCUCGCCGUGCGGCGGUACGGGGGGGGGCCGAUGGCAAUCAGGCGGAAAGGAGGCGCUCAACGAAAGCUGGGGCGGGGGGGGGGGGGUUUGCAUAGCGGCGGGGACAUGGACCUUGUUGAUGGCAAAGUCCCGUAGUUGGGCUGCCGAAGAGUUCCUUCGGAUUUGAGCUCGGAGAUAGAUUUCGGCAACUCGGGAAAGCCUAGGGGCCUCUUAGUCUGGUUUCCUGAGGGACGACUUCGCCUUCACGUGCCGUGAGGACCAUUGAAAGCACGACAGGACAGCAUCGGUCGCGUCCCAUGGGUCAGUGAGAGCCUGCGCAGGUCGGUGGUAGCUGCGCUGUUGCCUUGCAUAGCGGUUUGCGCAGGGGUUUGGCAUACUAUGCAAUGGCCAUCAUCUUUGCUGCAAGUCGUUGUCUUCCUUGCAUGGCGUUACUCAAACGGAGAGAGAGUGGGGAGGGCCCGGCGGAACCAAGUCGCAACCAAUGCACUGCCCUUCGGCAGCCGUGAUUCGCGGCUGCUGCCUUCGGUCCCGGGGUUGAUGAGUGCGCUUGCUCGUGUGUUCUUGUGAUUGUGUGUUCCCUGCAAGGUCGCCCUUGGAAUCCUGCAGGCCUGAUGAAUAGUGCUGAACAGGCGUGGUUCGUGGCUCGGUCGGCAUCCCUUAUCAUCGUGUCGCUUGCGCUUGCUGACGUGCCAGGAAGCGUCGAGAGGGGAGCCUUUAUGGGUGGCACACAGUGUGAUGAGGAUGUGUUGGGACUAAGGUUGCCCCGCAAGUGAGAGAGUGAGUAAGGAGGCGCUGCCUUCUUGGGGCCGGGCCAUGUGCGAUGAUACGUUACGGUGCCGGCAAAUGCGACACUCUUAGUGCGACGCCAUCCCUUUCUCUCAUUAUGAGCGCUGUGCGAUGCGGCUUACCUGUUUGGUUUGCUGUGCGGUGCCUGCGAAUCAAUGAAUGCAGUAUGUCUGCGGGCAUGACAGCAACCCUGACCAGCGGUCUGCUUUUAGGAGAUGUACACGGCAACUUGGGGGCCGGGGGUGAGUGUCUGAUGCGUUGUGUGCUGUUUUCCUUUUGUGAAGCAUGGAGCCAGGGACUAAGCCGGCCGCUGCACCGGGGUAGUGGGACAUGGGAGCUGCGGCGGUUGGCCUGGGUUAGGGACGCUAGGCAUGCGCGCAUGUGUGUCACGUGGGAUACACUCAGGAACAGGUACGUCUGGCUGUAGCUGCUUUAGAGGCAGGGGUACACUCCAGCGCUUAUGAAAUAUGCAACUUGGCGCAGCUUAAGCUUGCAGGUGUGCCCGCAUGUAAAACCCGGGGGUGGUGGUCGUACGGCGGUGGAAAAGGUGUACGGACAACCCGUCAUGGUACACCACGUUCGGUAACGUAUGGCAAGCCCGCUGUGGUGCCGUACAAUCGGGCGUAGAGGCUGGGCACGCAGUAGGGUAGAGCGCGGAGCAGCAGUAGCGGUGCAUGCAGUCGAUGGCACCCCCGGUAUGCCGGUGGUUGGAAGGAUACCGUAUGUUCCUGAGCGGCCCCAAUGGCAAAUGGCUAUACCGGUAGUAGGAUGUGGUUAGGUCGCUGUGUGCGGCUCACAGUUGCCGUGGUGAGAAGACUGGCCGCGGAUGCAUGGGUCGCCGAUGACGGGCAGCAAGAGAACUACUGUACGGCAAUGUAUUUGAUAUAGAGAGAUGCCGAUGACUCCUGUAAGCAAUUGUUUUACAUCUGCAUCUGCCCCCCAGGGUCAUUACUGUUCGCAACAAGAACCCCCGUUUUUCCACGGCGCCCCCUUUCCUCUUCCUUGAACUGGCACUGGUGCCGCUUGCAAAGAUGGAAUGUUGACAGCCCC